AUGAACAUUCAGCCUGCGUUUUGUGACAGAGGAAAACAGCUAGCAGCUCAAGCCUUGUUGCUUCGCAUCAACAUGAAAAUACACUUCAAGUUGUGCACACUGCAUAUCAGGUUUAACACCAUGGACAGAUUCAAAUCUCUGAGGUUAAACUUGAAGUCCUAUCCUGCCGGAAUUUCAAAGGUUUUCGCGGGGAAGAUCGUAGAGGAGCACGUUUGGAGCUACCUUAGCAGUAUUCAUCCCAGCGAUUGGUGUGUUGUCGGUAAUAUGAAGGCAACAACAAAGGAAUUAAAGUGGAUAGACGAUAACUGGUCUUCUAUCCCAAAGCACGGCGACGCUUUGCCUCUGCUUGGUAUCCGCACUACGAGAGCUGUCGAAGGAGAGAACAACGGGCUGCUAUGGGGACGUGUGCGGACCCAACUUGUGCUAGGUUCAGUCAUGACGUAUUGUACAAGAGCACUCAAAGUUUUGCAGAAGCCCGCGGUUUAG
Molecule: messenger RNA, 486 nt
Organism: Phytophthora infestans T30-4
Lineage: Eukaryota; Oomycota; Peronosporomycetes; Peronosporales; Peronosporaceae
Exons: 3
Coding region: 1-486 (161 amino acids)
Source: RefSeq, a predicted model, not a curated record